AUGUCCUCCUCGUCUACUUCCGGGGUAGCUGAUAUCCCCAGAGUUCGUCGUAGCUCCCGACCUUCCCCAGCUAAGAAAGCCUCCCAAAUGAUCAAAUUGCCUGCCGACUCCGGUCGUUCUGUCCGACGCCAUGAUGAAGACUCUGAUACCGACACCUCAGUUUAUCAAGCACCUACAAAACGCAAGCGCGAUGAUCCUGCAACGGAUGAAGCUUCUUCCGAUCACUCAAAAGCUUCACGACCUCACCGCAAGCUCAAAAACCCACGGAAAUCAACCUCGGGACAACAGUCAAAGAGUUCUCAGAAGUCGAGUUGCUCUCAACAAGCCCAAGGAAGUCAAAUGGAUGCAGGUACUAAUGGUAGUCAGGCCGUCACCCUCAAGAUCAACUUAGUGCAAGACUCCAAUGAGGAAAAUGAAAAAGUUGCGAAGAAACCGAAGAAAGAACAACAUUACGAUAACAUCCGUGAUUACUUCGAUGAAAUGGAAACAUACAUCAAUGUAAGUUUCCUUUUGUUUCCUUUAUAUCUCUUUGUUGAUUGUUUCUUCUAUUUCAUCUCUUCAUAG
Melampsora larici-populina 98AG31 is the source of this 564-nucleotide messenger RNA. RefSeq lists its product as uncharacterized. The record is from RefSeq and is a predicted model, not a curated record. Lineage: Eukaryota; Fungi; Basidiomycota; Pucciniomycetes; Pucciniales; Melampsoraceae. The coding region runs from base 1 to 564 and encodes 187 amino acids. The transcript has a single exon.